AUGACGCAACCGCGAGGAGGUUCAACCGAGACUAGCCGCAACCGCAAGGGAACUUCGGUCUCAUCGACCGCAUGUCACAUCUCCCAGGAUAGGAGACUCGCCCCCCCCGACCUCUUUGGAGGGGGCGAAAGGAGAGGGGAGCUGGCAUGUGGAGUGUGUGUGCGUGAGCGUGUGGGCGUUCCUAACGAAGGCGACAGAACGGAUCAGCCGGCCACACGUGCUUGUGAGUGCCCGAGCUUGCCACUAGGAUGGCUGGCAAGCGCUGGAGGCAAGUGGAGCUGA
This is a messenger RNA of Closterium sp. Naga37s-1, 282 nucleotides long. The record is from the annotation of a GenBank genome assembly. Lineage: Eukaryota; Viridiplantae; Streptophyta; Zygnematophyceae; Desmidiales; Closteriaceae.